Messenger RNA from Vespula vulgaris, 16860 nucleotides. RefSeq names its product nephrin (gene sns). Gene Ontology annotation, molecular function: cell adhesion molecule binding. The coding region runs from base 2494 to 6876 and encodes 1460 amino acids. The record is from RefSeq and is a predicted model, not a curated record. Gene Ontology annotation, cellular component: cell-cell junction. Lineage: Eukaryota; Metazoa; Arthropoda; Insecta; Hymenoptera; Vespidae. The transcript has 18 exons. Gene Ontology annotation, biological process: cell-cell adhesion.
GGGUUGGUAUAACCGCAGUAGUUCGGAUGCUGCUCGUAGCCGUCGUUCGGUCGCGUUCGGCUAAACUCGGGAGUCUCCGUCGAUCUCUGCGGGGGCAGAGGCCUCCUUCCCUUCUCGGACGAGUACCACCAGUGCUCACACUCCCGCGUAAGCGAGCGGCCGGCCGGUUUAUACGCGUUUCCUUGACGGCUCGUCCUACGGGCUUUAUACUUACGUACACGAGAGUUACAUUGACGAUACAGUGGUAAUACGCGACGGCUCUUUUUCGCCUUGCAGUAGUACAUUUUUAUUUACUCACUUCUAAUUCAUUCUAUCGUCUCCCUUGAAUUUCCUUUUCGUCCCUUUUUUUUUAUCCUUUUUUCGUUUUCCUACUUUAUUCCCCUCUUCUUGUCUCUAUUCUCUCGAUAAAUAGAUUUUCUUGACAAACCUAAGCUAGAGAGAGAAAGAGAGAGAGAGAGAGGUAAAAAGAGAUAGUAAAAGAGAGUAAGAGUGAGAGUGAGAAAGCGCGAAAAUUCUUUGGAAAUUCGACGACAGUGACAACGUCAAAAAGAAGAAGAAGAAGAAGAGGAAAAAGAAAAAGAGGAGGACGAGGAAGAAAAAGAAGAGAAAGAAAAAGAAGAAGAAGAAGAAGAAACAUUUUAAAGGAGUGGUCGAUGCAAUUGUAAGGGAGAAACGGACAAAAAAACAACAAGAAAGACAAAAAUAACAAAUAUCGUCGCGACUAUAGGAAGUAUACGUGGUAUACGAAGAAUUUCUUGUUAACAACGUGAUGUCAAGGUCGAUGUGCUUCGAAGGAUUCGCGACAAGGCGUGCCGACGAAUCGUGAUACAUUCAACCUGUCGUUAUUUCUGAAACGACACGAUCUCCGUGCGUUGUACGAUUCUUUUUUUUUUUUGUUUUUGUUUUUGUUUUUGUUUUCUCCAAGAAGGAGGACUUCGUGCUACCAUUCGUUUUAAGUUUAAGACUGAAAUGUAUGGUGUCAUGUGUUACGAAAGUUUUCCUUUUAUCGAACGCGAUUUAUUUAGUUAACGUAAAGUUUCAUACCAGAAGAAAUUCUUCGCGAAGGACGGACGGACGGAUUCGUUCGCUCGCGAUCCGUCGACAAAAUAAAUGACGUUAGAUCUAAGAACCUUUUUAUAAUCGUAAUCGUUGUUUAUAAGUGUCGUUUCACUUUUUACGAUAUAUCUUGUUACACAUCCUAUCUUCUACGUAUUUGUGAUAGCAACGUGAGACAAUCAUCGAAACGGAUUAUUAUUCUUCUCUCGAAGAUCGAGGAACAAAGAGGAAUUAAACCUAUAAAUAUAUAAUACGUUCGACAAAAGUGCAGAUAAAAUUUUAUCCCUCAGGAUUCAUUAUUCUCGAUCUUGUUUCGUAAGUUUUGCGUCGUACCGAUCGUAAGAGGAAAGGAGAAGAAGGAAGAUUAGAAAAGGAAGAAAAAGUUACGCGCAACGAGACGAACGAAGCAUUUUUUUACAACGCAUUUCGAGACUAUCGAGAAGAGAAGGUGAGAGAGAAAGAGAGAGAGAGAGAGAAAAGUAGAAGAGAAGUAAAAAUCGAUUUUUGACUUGGUAACGAGCGAAGACAUCAAAGCUGUUGCGAAGUAGAUACGCGUAAAAAGAAACAAAAGUCGUUUUUCAUAAUUCGAAGAAAUCGUCGCGAUCUAAUAAUAAUAAAUCUUACUUCUUUGGAUUAUUACGAGGAGAUCUUGUUUCUCUUCUGUUUUGUUUCUUCUUUGAACUCUUUUCAUUUCUACGAAAUCGAGAACAUUCCUUAUUCCUUUUGCUUUUACUUCUUCUUUUUUUUUUUCUUUUUGUCCGUUACAAAUAACCGACGAUCGUCCAACGGUCAUACGAGAAACAAAUGAAUCUCGUACUUCUACGUACACAUAUACACAUUUUAUAUAUAUAUAUGUACACACACCUAUAUCUUUUUUUUCGCGAAUUGUAACCGAAAAAAGAAUCCGUUACUGUUUCUAUCUCUCUCUAUCACUCACUCUCACUCACUUAUUCUCUUGCACACGUAAAUAGCGGUGCGCGUGUGUGUUUAUAUGAGAAAGAAGCAAGCGUGGUAAACACGCCCAUAAAGUGAACGAGGGAGAUCAGCGGUGGUGGCAACGUUGGCGGCAGCGUAGAAGGGGGGGGGGCGCACAGAGGUGAAUCUUGAAUUUGGCUGGCAGUAGGACAUCGGCGGUCGUGAGGAACGGACGGACGCGAGGAGAAGAAGGAAGUAGUGGAAAGGGAAUACUUAUAAUAUACACCCUUCGUUACGAUUAAUUACUACAUACUGUUAACUUUUCGUCAAUCGUAUUAUUUAUUAUAACGUCGUAUACGUUAUACGCGUUUAUCGUGUUUAUUUAACUAAAUAUCAGUGUUACAAGAUCCACGUAAAUCACGACAAAUCGUUCGAAUAUUUUUCACGAAGAUCGAUCGAGUGUCUCGUUAUUUGUGUGUGUAUUGUGCGUGUGUGUCCGUGCGUGCGUGCGUGCGUGCGUGCAUGCGCAUAAAUAAGACGCAUUUCGCAAUUCGCAAUUUCAUCGAUUGUGAUCAUUCAAGACAGUGGUUUUUAUUUUUGUUUUCUUUUUUUUUUUUUUUCUUCUCUCACUCUGUGGAAUCUCCUGUGAGGUCACCUCGUUGUCGUCGACGACCCUUCGCUAAACGAGAUUUUUCUAUCGAAGAAAAAAUCAAGCGGACGAAGUUCGUUAUCGUCGUCGAUUAUAACAGAACGACGACAUCAAUUUUCUACCAGAGGAAUUAUAUACGGUGCUACGACGUUACGUCUAUGUGCUUAACGCCUGCUGUUUCUUCGUCUAAAACGUUCUUGGACAUGAAAUUAAACUAUUCGAACGUCAUGCCAACUACGAGGAUCAUCGUUUUCUUCGCCCUAUGCAUCGCCCCUAUCGCUAAAGCAGGCGAGGGUGCCCAAUAUUUUCGUUUCAAGCCGAGAAAUAGUUCCGUGCUUGAACGUGGCGAGGUGAUAAUACCCUGCGAGGUCGAGAAUAGGGUCGGCAUCGUUCAGUGGGUCAAAGACGGCUUUGCUUACGUCGUACAACCGAUGAGUGGUCAGAUCGUUGGUCAUCCGAGAUUAAGACUGAUCGGGGAUCAAAACGCAGGAGUUUAUAAUCUUCAGAUUACCGAUGCAUCUUUAACCGAUGAUGGAGAAUAUCAGUGUCAGGUUGGACCACAUGUACGCGUCAAGCCGAUCCGUGCGAACGCUCAUCUCACCGUUAUCUCGCCACCGCAGAAAGUCGAGAUAAGUAGUCACUUGUACAAGAAAAAAAUGGAUGGGAGUGGUCAUUCGAGUAAGAAAAAAAUCGAAGUAAAAGUUGGAGAAUCGACGCGUUUGGAAUGCGUCGUGAGAUCGGCUAAACCAGCGGCUUCGAUCAUUUGGUAUCGCGGAAAUGUUCAAAUCAAAGGUGGCGAUACCAGUAUCACGCCGAUAUCAAUCGAGGGUGACAAGGAGAUGUUGAAGCCUGGUUUGAUAACGAAGAAACUUCUCAAAUACGAUACCCAUGGAUCUAUCACGAUCGUCCCCACCGCCGACGAUGAUGAGAUGGAUUAUACCUGCGAAGCCAAUCAUCCAGCGAUUCCCAUUAAUCGUCCGAUGCGGGCGACCAUCAAACUCUCCGUUUUCUAUCCACCAGGCAUGCCAUAUAUCGAGGGUUAUACAGAAGGUGAAACCGUACAACGCGAUCAACAAGUGGAGCUCACCUGUCGAUCGCGAGGUGGAAAUCCACCGGCCAAAAUCGUUUGGUUUAGAAAUGACCAACAAGUCACGACCGAAUAUCGUUCGGAAGGUAGCCUAUCUGAGAGUGUAUUAUCGUUCAAGGCUAUGGCACAAGACGACAAGGCACGAUACAAAUGCGAGGUGUCCAAUAUCAUGAGCCUUGAACCCAUGGAAGUACACGUUGACCUUACUGUACUUUUUGUACCAGCCGGCGUGAUAAUCACUGGACCGACUGAAGCAAAGGCAGGCGAACAAGUAGUGAUUACUUGCACAACAGAGAACUCAAACCCACCAGCGGAUAUAAAGUGGUCGGUAGACGGUCGGAACUUUGAGAAUAGCACGUCGAAAACAGAACCGGCGUCUCAGGGUGGUUGGAUCACAACUUCGAAUGUGACUUUCAGUAUAAAUCACAAGAGUAGAAGCAUCGUUGUUAUCUGCCACGCGUCGAAUGCGAAACUUGCUGAGAACGUGGUUGGCACACAUACUAUCAAUGUCAUCUAUCCACCCUCGAACCUCUUCGUCACUGGUUAUGAAGAGGGUACAACUAUAGACGCUGGCACGGUAUUAAGACUUCAAUGCACAGCCACCGCUGGUAAUCCACUGGCAACUCUGACGUGGUAUAAAAACGAUAGAAAGAUUCUCGGUACUUCUAGAACGAGAGACCAGGCAGUUUCCAGUGAACUAGCGAUACUCGUUAACGCAUCGGAUAACAACGCACACGUUAGAUGCGAAGCUACCAAUUCGGCGACUGAGAUACCACUGAUGAAGACUCUGAUAUUGAGAGUCAAUUUCCCACCGGAGAAAGUGAAGAUCACGCGAGACCCGCAGGAUUUUCAUGCAGGUCAGGAAGGUCGUAUUAUAUGCGAAUCGAGCAGUAGCAAUCCCGCUGCCGAAAUGUCAUGGUGGAAGGGAGGAAUAUCAGUACCGUCGACGAAAAACGGUACCAAACCGGGUCUACACGGUGGUUUCCUUUCCUACGUAGAAUUGUCAUUGGAUUUAACCGAGGAUAUGAAUUGCGAGGUUUACACCUGUCAAGCUAGGAACGCUCAAAUGGAAAGAUCGAUACACGAUGCGAUAACGCUUCACGUAUUAUACAAGCCAAUAUUCUCAACACUGGAUCCUUACGAAUUAACCGGUAUGGAAGGUGAACCAUUUGUAAUAUCCGUCUCAGCAACCGGAAAUCCUAAUAUGAUAACUUACACAUGGACGAGAGACGGGUUACCAUUGAGUAGUAGCGGUAAAAGAAUAACCGCACGUGGUCCAACGUUGAAUAUAACGAAAUUGGAACGUUACGAUGCAGGGACUUACACGUGCGAAGCGAUCAACGAGGAAGGGACCACGUUUUAUCCUUUGAAUUUGACCGUCCAAUAUCCAGCAAAGAUUUUACGAACGUCAACGUCCGGUACUGUAUAUCCACCUGGAAUCGAGGCUAAAUUGUUUUGCGAGGUUGAUGGUAGCCCGAUAGGUGACGAAUACGUGACCUGGCAGAAAGUAGGCUCAAACUCGGAAUUACCAGGAAGAUAUUCAACGUCUUUUGCAAACAAAACGUCGUAUCUUCAUAUCGAACAUCCGGAUCAGGAAGAUGUUGGGGAAUAUCGAUGCAAAGUUAACAAUGGAAUUGGUAACGCCACCUCGAAACCGAUUCUAUUUAUAACCAACUUUAAACCGGAAAUGAUGAAUACACCGCUUACGAGAAAGGCAGCAGCGAAUAAAGGAAUAAAUGCACCACUUUAUUGCAAAGCACGUGGAUCUCCGUUACCACGUUUUACAUGGAUCUUCAAUGGUAGAACUUUAUUACCUAAUGCGACGGAACACAAAUAUAGUAUAACUCAUAGCGACUUGUCCGAAUUAACGUCAGAAUCAACGUUGACGAUAUUCCACGUGAAGUCUCACGAUUAUGGAAAGUAUGAGUGCCGUGCAGAAAAUAGAAUGGGCCAAUCGAUCGAUACGAUACAUUUGGACGUAACAUCACCACCUGACAAACCCUCAGAUUUGGAGGUUUACAAUGUUACGCAUGAUUCUGUUACGUUGACAUGGAAAAGAGGAUUCGAUGGUGGCCUACCAACGUCCCAUCAAAUAAGAUGGAGACAAGCGUUGGAUUAUGAAAGUCGUUAUAGAUACUUGGACAUUUUACCGGGUGAAUAUAAAGCGGUAAUAUGUGGACUAACACUCGGAACUUAUUACGUUUUUAGCGUGAAAGCUAUAAACGAAAAGGGUGACAGCGGUUUCUUGCCCGAUGUGGUCAAGGUCCAAACUCUACGCGAGGCGCCACCCACCGAGUUGACAUCAAGCGAGAUUAAUUCCUCGUACAUCAUCGUGAUAAUCAUCACUGUUACUGCAUCCGCUUGUCUCCUCAUUGCCGCGCCCAUAGUCUUUGCUACAUUAAAGUCGAAAAAGAAGGCACACCGUUCUGGGUUAAACAAGUCGCAGACAGCUGAUAUGUAUGCACCAUCGACCGUCAACGGUGACACUAUGACCGGCGAAUUAAGUUCCGUGUCCGAUGAGAAGAGCGACGUUAACUUCGACGCUAAUGAUUACGUGGACGAGGGACGAAAAACUGCAGCUAGUACAUAUUUAAUCGAUCAAACUAUGCAGGAUUUCGGAAAGGGUAGUUUAGAGAUGCAGGUACAUCAUCAAGGAACUCUCGGUCGUCGAGGUAACCACGUGCCAGUUAUGAGUAUGGAUUCACCACCACAAAGAACUACAGCCAGUGGGACACUCUCGGUUUCGAAGUCGAGUUACAUCGGGAAUCCAAGUCCUGCGCCGCCCAACGACGUAAGCUUCUACAGUGUGGAAAUGGACAACGGCCGUUAUAUGGGAUAUGAGCCGAACUCGAGCCCGGCACCGACAAUGGGCGAUCCGGGCUCGGGCAAUUAUUACCCUACCAUGCCAACCACGGGACACACGGGGCAACAUGCGAGCGCUGGUGGAACGGGUACGUUGACGCGUACCAGAACUCUACCACGUCCUGUACCACCCCCGGAUGUUACCGUGAUGACGGCGGGUACCAAAUCACUGAUACCACCCUCCGUACCACCGCCACCGGCUACGUUUGCACGUGCGAACACCAACGGUGCACACAAUCAUGGUCACCCACUCUCAACGUUCACACCGACGCCGGCCUAUUCCGACAUUGACGGCCAUCUUGUCUGAGGCUCACCGAUAUUCGGCCCAAGCUCGGUACGUGGUAAAUACCGUGCCGUACCUAGGGACGAAACAAGUUUGCCCGUAACCGAGAGAAGCACGCGACUUUAGGCACGGGCCUAAGAAAUAAAUUUCGUAAAGAGGAACUUAUCGUCUGAACCUAUUAACGACGUUGAUAACGAAACGUCGAUUACAUCGUUUAUAUCGAAGCAAUGGAUGAUUACUACUACUACUACUACUACUACUACUAUUACUACCACUACUACUACUACUACUACUACUACCACCUACUACUACACUACUACUACUAUUACUACUACUACCUACUACUACUACUACUACUACUACUACCUACUACUACUAUUACUACUACAUUGCUUCUACUCGCGUGUUACUUUCCUACGUUUACUCGAUAGUGCGCGAUCGGACAAAGUUUUGCCUGCUACGGCAAAAAAAUCGUUAUUUGAUAAUGACAGGAAUCAUUUAAUUGCAACUGAUCGAGAAGUGCGGCAUAUUCAUUUCGGUGGUUAUUAAUAAAAAUAUGUGGCUUACGUGUGUAAAUAAUGAUGGUUGGUUGGGCGUAGGAAAACUUUUCGGAUCGUGGAAACCCGAAAACGAUUAUUGUCUUCGAGUAUCAAUAUGUUACAAUAUGACGAAGACAAUUGUUCGUGAUACUAUUUGCGUGGACGAUUAGAUGUAGUUGCAUUUGCAUAUCAUAAAAAUCGUUCGUGCUUUAAUCGUCGAUAUCAUCGAACUAGCCGGAGUCGUCGAUCGUUACCGAGAAACUGGCAUCCUGGACACUUUGUAUGUGUGUAUACGUGUGCGUGUGUGCUUGUACGUACGUAUGUGUAUGUGGUAUGUUUAUUUGCGUGUAUGCGUGUGUUCGACAUGCUAAUAUGGAUUCUUUAUCUUCUCCGAGUGUAGUGAUAGAAGAAGAAAAAAAAAUAAUAAAAAAAGAAACUUACUCGAUUCGAUCUCGACGAUCGCUUACGUCACAAUCUAACGAUCGUCGAUAUCGAUCUUGAGUUUACUCAUGAAAGAAUUUUAUAGUAUAUUUACGUUCGAUGAUGCAACGUAAUCGGGAGAACUCUUUUUUUCUUUUUUCUUUUCUUUUUUUGCCUGGCUGGCUACUGUAAGAGAAAGGAAGGAAGGAAAGAAAAAAAGAAAAAAAGAAAGAGAAAGAAAUUAGUUAAGGCGGCAACGUCAUUUUCAAAAUCGAUCAAUCGUGUAUACGUAAACAAAUCAAGGAUAAAAAAAAAUAGUUUUUCUUCAUCGAUUUUUGACGAAGAUCGGCCUAUUUUUUGCACGUAUGGGUAUCUUGAGACUCGUCAUCUGAGAUUCCCUAGCCCCCACCCCACCCCACCCCACCAACACCCCACCAACACCUCUGCCCACCCACAUUCCUCUUUUUCUUCCGUUUUUUUUUUCUUUUUUCUUUUCUUUAGUAUACGAUUCUCUCGAAGAGAGAUGUAUCAAUGCAAACACGAAGGAAUAAAGAGAAAGUAUCCGUUCGAUUUUUUUCUAUGGUAUCACCAUAGAAAUUGAUGUAUCUUAUUUUUUACGAUCUGUCCGUUUAUAGAUAUGUUUACGCGUAUCUGUCAGAAAGAAAAAAGAAAAUAGCUAUCAAAGUCUAUCGUUAAAUCUAAAAUCUGUUUAUCGAAAAUAUUCUAUAAUUGAAAUACAUUGAAAAUAAUUAAGACUGAUCGUAAAAACAGAUCGAGAUCUUUUUUUUUCAUUUGAAUGAAGUAUACUAUAUUUAUAUCGAACUUGCAUUAUGAUGUGUAAUUGCUACGACGAUACGCUUGUAUGUAUGUGUUUAUGUAUGUAUAUAUAUAUGUAUGUAUACAUACAUAAAUGCAUGCAUACUUGCAUGGAAAAGCAAAAAAAAAAAGAAAGAAAAAAGAAAAAGAAAACAUAGAAAAAAGCAAGAGAGCAAUGAACUUAGAAGAUUCGACUAAUUAAUUAAAUACAUAAUAAUCAACGAUAUUACAUUUUUACAUGGUUAGUUAAUUUUAAAUUACGUUCUUUUUAUUUAUUACCUUUGCACACAUACAUACACACAAACAUAUACAUACACCCCCCACCCUUCGUCCCUUGACGAUAAGUAUGUACGUAUGUAGCUAGUGAAUUUCAAUUUGCAUAGGUAUAUAUUAUUUUAUAGCUCUUUUAAGUUUUUAUUAUUAUUAUUAUUAUUAUUAUUAUUAUUAUUAUUAUCAUUAUUAUUAUUAUUAUUAUAUCACACAUCGCACCACAUGUCUCUCAUUAAUUAGUUUACAAUAGAUUGAAUUAAUUAUUAAUUCAAAGUCGUUUUAUAAGUAAGGAGAAACAGAACGGUCUUCACUGCCGAUCCUGAAGUCAAUAUACAAAAUAUACAUUAUACAUACAUAUUACCAUAAAUUAUACAUACAUACAUAUGUAUGUAUAUAAAUAAUUUCACGAUUAUCUCUCGACAGUAUCUUGUAAAUUAUUUCGCUUUUUUAUUUUUUCUAUUAAACGAAACAUGUAACUUUUGAAAAAGAAAAAUAUUUGAUAUCUGUCGUAAUAUGUAUGUAUGUUAAAUACGUUGUAGAUUCUAUUAAUAUUAUUAUUAAUAUUAUUAUUAAUAUUAUUAUAAUAAUAAUAAUUAUUAUUAUUAUUAUUGUUAUUAUUAGAACGACCACCAUCGAUCGUUCUCGUUCGAUCGUCUCGCUUAUCGAAAGCCAGAAAGGAAGAAAUAACAGGGAGAAACAAAAAAAGAAAAUAAAAAAAAAAAGAAAGGAUAAUAAAAAGGAAAAGUAACGAUGAGUAUAACGCUUUUGAAAGUGUUUCAAACGAGUAGGAGUGUUUUGCGUUGCUGACGCGUGUUUAACCGUGACCGAACUGCGAGAACGAGUCGUAUUCCGAAGUAAUACCAUUUUAGGAGGAAGCAAUUGCGAUAGUAAAAGAAAAAAAGAAAAAAAAGGAAACGUUCGAAUAAGAUGGAAGAAGUAGUAGUCGAAAGAGAGAUAGAUAUAUGGAUAGUAACAUAGAGAGAGAGAGAGAGAGAGAGAGAGAGAGAGAGAGAGUGACGAUCGAAAGCGCGUCGACGUUUUAAAAGGCAUUUGAGAAAUGGUGGCAUUUGCCAUGGGGAAUACAUAUAUGGAACGAUGCCGGAGGAUUUUAUUGGACACAAAACGUUUCAUAAAUUUAGUGACUGUAAGAGGUUUACGCGGGCUUUCGAAUCAUAAUCGCCGUUCCUCUGACUGCCUGUAACAGAUAAAAGGCUGAAUCCUCCCCUACCCACCUACCUACCUACCUAUCUAUCUAACAACCUACCCCUUUCUUGUUGCCCUCUUCACCGUUUCCCUUACUCAAGUUUCCCUCCCCACUUCAAGUCUCUUCCUCUUAUACAUUUAACCUCCUUUCCUAUCACCCUUCCUCUAUUUCCUACUCUCACCCUCACGGCCCUGGCUCACCCUCAUUCCCACCCUCACUCACCCUCACCUACCCUCACCCACCACUCCCUUUAACUCGUGAAAAUAUUUUCUCGCAUUUUGCUCUCGUCGAUAUAAUAAAAACGAGUAGGGAUAAAGAACAAAAGACGAAAAUGGACCGGUGGGUGGUGGAGUGAGGUGGGAAAGGGGUAGUAAAAUAUGGAUAUGGCGUCGAGUGAUGAUCGUCUUCGACAUAGUGAUAUCUUUGAAAAAAGACAAUAGUGUAAUAAUGUUUAUUUAGUUGGUAUAUGAUAAUGCGAGUUUAGUUUAAGUAAUUAUUGAUUGAUGAGAGAGGAAAAGGGAAAGGGGGAGGAUGUGAGUGGAAAAGGAAGGAAAUAAAGAAAAAUAGAAAGAAAAAGAAGAAUAGAGAGAGAACAAAAAUGAAAGAAAAUCGAACGAUGGAUAAAGUUUACUCUUUGUGUAAUGAUGAUAUAUAGAUAUAUAUAUAUAUGGCGAUUUUUUAUUUUUAUUAUUUUUUUUCUGAAAAGAAAAAAGCGAACGUUCCAAUCCUCUAUUAUUGCGAAUAUAUCGUACAUAUGUAUGUAUUAUUAGCUCGCGUGUCGCGCGACUAAACUGUUUAAUAUAAUAUACAUACAUAUAUUAAUAUUAUAUCUAUAUUAUAUUUUUGCAUUUAUUUCGAUUAAAAUAUUUGUUAUUUGAUCUUGUAUGUAAAUAUAAUGGGAAUAAUCCUUUAUGAUGUUUAAAAAACGCGCGCACGCACAUGCACACGUACACAAACACAUACAUACAUACAUACACAUACAGGUACCUGCACAAAUAUAUGCAGAUACACGUACACAGAUAGACAGACAGACAGAUGGACAAAAGAGAUACACAAGCAGAUAAUACUCAAAACGUAAUUCAAAAUGGAUCAUAUGAGGGUCUCAUUAUACCUAGGCUGUAAUGAUGGUACGAUAUACAUACAUACAUAAAUAGGUCAUAAUGUGAUAGGUUACGCGUAUAUUAGAAUGAAAAUAAACGAGGGAAAAAUAAAUGGAAAAAUAAAGAAAAAGAAGAAAAAAAGAGAGAAAUAAAAGAAUAUUCGGAUUAUAUUGGAUAAAAUUAAAGACAAAGCGCGUUUUCCCGUUCAUGUUGAAACCCUAAGAUGAAAAAAGAGAGAGAGAGAAACAGACAGAUAGAGAAAAAGAGAGAGAGAGAGAGAGAGAGAGAGGGAGAGAGAGAGAAAGAGAAAGAAAGAAAGAGUAGUCGAUAUACAUAUAUUUUUGAGAGAUAAAAAAAAAGAAAAAAAAAACAAAGAAAAAAGAAGACAAGAGAGGAGGAGCGAUAAAAAACUCAAUACGUUUGGCCUAUUAUAAGAGUAUUAUAAAUUCAUGCAACGCACAAUGAAUAAUCGAUGGUAAAGUACUCAAUGAAAUGAAAUACAAACAGAAACGAUAUUUUUUCCUUUCUUUUUCUUUUUUUUUUUGUUCUUUUUUCUUUUCGAGUUUACUUUUCUUUCACAAUAAUUUUCUCCUGAAAAAAAAAAAAAAAAAAAAAAGAAAGAAAGAAAAAAAGAGAGAAAUGAAUUAAUGCGAGUAACACCUUAUUGAAAAACGUGACCUCAUUUUUUUUCAUCGUUAACGCGUUGUAAACGUUCGAGAGAAAAAGAAAUAAAAAGGUUCGUGUAUUAUACGCACGCUACGAUUGUAUUACGAAACACGAAAUGAAAAUGAAAAGGAAAAUUUAUUUCGAAAAAAUCUUUUUCUGUUCCUUUGAUUUCGUUCGUGUGCGCGAUGAUGUCAUUGAAUUGUCAUUGAAAAUCGUACAAUCGCGAGGGAAAAGAAUUUGCGAAGUAAUUAUUUCUUUUCAUUUAAAUGUGUAAGAGAAAAGAAAGAAAAAGAAUAAUAAUUCGAAGGAAGAAUUCAUUUCAUAAAAGAAAAACGAGAGUUUAAUUAUUUUUAUUUUACGAAACGCGCGUUAUUAUUACAAAUAUACAUACAUACAUACAUACAUACAUACAUACAUUCAUAACAUAUAUGUGUAUAUAUAUAUGGAGUUACUUUACACAACGAGCUCUUGUGCGUUCCAUGUUAAAAAAUCGUUUGAAAGUUUAACAAAAAUAAUGUUUCCGUAUAUGUAGCGUAUUGCGCAUUGUUAUAUUUACAUGCAACGCGGUUAAUUUGUUAACGUUAAAUUCUACAAGCUUUGAAAAGAGGAGAGAAAGAAGAAGAGAAAAAAGAAACGAACAAAAAAAAAAAUAAAACAAAAAGUGAGAGAAAAGAAAAGAAAAAAAAUGUGUGUUGUUGAACGUAUGCGCUGUAUGCGAUAGAAGAGCCGUCGAAUAUCGGCUUAGACUGAUGAUAUUAAAAAAAUUCUCACACGUAUUGCGCUCAAUUAGAGAGAGAGAGAGAGAGAGAGAGAGAGAGAGAGAGAGAGAGAGAGAGAGAGAGAGAGAGAGAGAGAAUAUGUUUGUGCAUGUAAUUAAAAGGUUCUAUUUACAUAUACAUGUUUUAUAUUUGUAAUUAAACGAAGCGACGAGAGAAAGAGAGAAAGAGAAAAAGAGAAAGAGAAAGGGAGAGAGGAAAAAAAAAAGGAAUAAUCAUCUAUACUUAAAACGUAUUACCUGAAGAGUUAUUAGACUAUGUAAUCUCCAAAGUAUUUGCUCAUCAAAGUGCUAGGCAUGUUAGACGGACCGUUAAUUCGUCCAAAAUGGUACCUUGGAGAUGGACAUACCCACCAUCUAACACGUAUAUUAUGUGUAUGUAUAUAUAUAUAUGCGAUAUGUGUAUAUAUAUAUAUGUGUGUACACAUAUAUACGAUAUUUGAUAUUUUACAUAAUAAUAAUAAUAAUAAUAAUUCGUAAUUUUGUUGAUUAAUCUAAGACAUAGUCAAUCCUAAUUAUACAAUCAUCGAGAUAACGCGGAAGGAUAAGGUAAAUAAAUUGAUCGUGUUUUAACAUUUGUAUAUAUUGUACAUAGCGCUUAGAUAGUUAUGAAAAUAAAAUAUGUAAACAUAAUGAAUUAUAUCAAAAAUAAUGACAGAAGAAGGAGAAGGAUGAUGGAGGAGAGAAUGAAAGAGGAAUGAUUCGCGCGAACGUGAUUAUCUGUAUUAUUUGAUAAAAGCAUUACAUUUAUUAUAUAUAAGAUAACCCGUUGACUUGGAGUAGAAAAAAAGAAAAAAAGAAAAUAAAUAAAACAUAUACGUAUAUACAUGUAUACAUGCAUACAUACAUACAUACAUACAUACGUACAUACAUACAUACAUACAUAUAUGCAUACGUAUAUGAAUAUUUAUUAAGAAGAUACAGAAAAACGAAGAUUCAAUCGAAUCUUUUAUUUUUUGUUUUCGAUUUAUCAAUCUAUUUAUACAACCUACUUCUUUUUCUAUCACUUUAACGAACGAACGCGAAAACAAUUUUUCUUUACCGAUAAAAACGUUCGCUCGAGUAUAACGACAGGAAAAAGAAAAACAAGAAAGCAAGAAAGAAAGAAAGAAAGAAAGAAAGAUAGAUAGAAAGAAAGAAAGAAAGAAAUCAAGAGCUUUUGUAAUAGGUAAAUGUUCGUAUCAAUUUUUUAUUAUUCCUUUUUAUUAUUCCUAUCUCGCCGUGGUUUGAGCGAACGGUAGAGGAGAAUAUUUGCUGUUUUUCGAAUUUAACAAGCGCUCGAGGUGUGUUUGUGUACAUGCUGUGAAUCUAAGGAAGAAGAAAAAAGGCAAAGAAAAAGGAAAAAAAAAGUACGAAGACGAAGACGAAGAAAACGAGGAUAAAGACGAAGAGUUAAAGAAAGAUAAAAAGAAGAAAAGAAAAAGAAAAGAUAAUUAACUGAAUGAUAUCGUAAAUAUUCGAUCGAUGUAUCUAAUCGUUCGAAGAAACUAUCCGUUCCAAAUUAACAUUGCCAAUAAAUCUUUACCGCAUCAAAGCUUAUUCGUAAACGACACACACACACACACACACACACACACACACACACAAAGAGACAAGAGCAUACAGACAAAGAGAAACACGUGCACAUAUACAUACAGGACACAUACGUGGCUAGUAUUUCUUUUUUAAAUUAAAAAAUAAAAAAAAAAGACUUAAAUAUAGAAAGUAAUCGUAGCUCGUACUUAUCUAUACAUAUAUGUGUACAUAUAUGUAUGUAUAAUUUGAACAAUUACUAUACUAACUUGAUAAAACGAUAAUGUUUAUUGUUGUACGAGCACGAAAAUGAAACUAUCGAAGAUUGUGAGAAACUUUUUUGUAUUAUCAUUAAUCGUACCUUGUGACAAAACGCACGUACACAAAAGCACAUAAUUACAUACACAUUUAUACAGACAAAUUCAUAAACGAAUAUACAUACAAAAACAGGCAUCAUAAUAUAUGUUUGCUUCCGUUCAUGUGCCAACUAUAAUUGAUGUUUUUGAUGUUCAAUAUACAUGCAUACAAGAUGUAAAAGAAGCCUCUUCAAUCGGACACCAUUUAUGGUGUCGGUCUAUCGUUAAUAUAUCGUCAAACUGGCACGUAAAUGUGCAAUAUUAAAAGCGAUUAAAUAAAGAGACUCAAAGAAACGGGAGGGGGUGGGGUUUAAGAUAUAAUAAGGGAUGAUGUGUAAAAUAUAUUACUUAAGAAAACAAUCAUUAUACCGUUUUUAAAAGAGUGCCGCUUCUUACUACGGCAUAUUCGACAAAAAAAAAAAGAAAGAAAGAAAGAAAGGAAGGAAGAGAACAAAACGAAAAAGAAAGCCCAUCGAUCGAAAAAAAAAAGAAAAAAAAGAUGACGACGGAGAUGGGAAAGAUAAAAAUAAAGAUAAAAAUAAAAAUAAAGAAGAAGAUGAAGUAAAUGAUUAUGAUUAUGAUUAUGAUUACGAUGAUGAUGAUGAUGAUGAUGAUGAUGAUGAUGAUGAUGAUGAUGAUGAUGAUGAUGAUAAUGAUGACGAUGACAAUGAUAAUGAUGAUAAUGAUAAUGAUGAUGAUGAUGAUGAUGAUGAUGAUGAAAAAAAAUGAAACGAUGUAAAAUAAUUAAAAUAUAUUCACACGAUUGGUAUAUAUUAAUUAAUUGUACAUAAUACAUAGUAUUUUUACAUUCUAAUUCUAAAUUACAUUUCCAAUUCUAAAUGGUAUACAUACAUAUUAUUCUACAUAUGAGCUCCGCUUGUCCUCUAUGUAUUUGUUAAAGAUUUGUUUUAAAAGAAGAAGAAGGAGAAGAAGAAGAAGAAGAAGAAGAAGAAAAGAGAAAGAAGAAGAAAAAGAAGAAGAAGCAAGUAAAAGUAAAAGAAAAAGAAAAUAACGACCGUUUUCGGUUAUCUUCUCUCUCUUUGCGAGACAAUUUUACUAUACGAAAACCAAGAAAAAAAAAAAGAAAACAAACAAACAAAAACAAAACAAAAUAGAAAUAUAAAAAAGGGGAAUGGAAUGCAUUUACAGGUAUGCAAUUGCAUACGAUAAAAUAGCCGAUACAUUUUAACGAUCUUUAUGUCCACAUCUUACACCUCGAACCCCCCCAUUAAUCCAUUAACAAUCGACCCUAUUGUGUGCCGUAUUCACUGCACUCGCACAAGAUUAAAUAAACACACGCCUUGUGCCUUCAUCGCACCAUAUUGUUAGAACUUCUUAUAUAUAAAUAAUAUGUAAGAAAUUAUUCCGUGUAUAUGCUGGACUUUUUAUCGUACUAUACUCGCGACUAUACGUCGCGGGCGUACGCGUUUUUCUUUUUCUAUCUUUUUAUUUCUUUUUUUAUUUUUUUUCUCACAUCAUUAUUGUAAAAAAAAAAAAAGAGAGAGAAAAAAGAAAGAAAUUUAUUUCGCGAUUACACAAACGAAAAAUCACAUUCCAAUUGACGAUAACGUUAUCCUGUUGUUGUUUUUUUCUUUUCUUUUUUUUUUGAUCUCUUUUUUUUGUAUUCUUAUCAAACAUCUUUCGAGAUUGAACCCAUAGAAUCAAUCUUGAUGGUUUGUCUUUUCUUUUUUUUUUAUUUUUCUUUUUUUUUUUGUUUUUAUUUUAAUUCAAACCCGAAAAGCAUAAAACCGUAACAAUGAAACAAGCGUUCCGUUGAAAUCAUUCGCUAAAACGUUCGUAUACUCUGUAAAAAAAAAUAAAAUAAAAUAAAAUAAAAUAAAAUAAAAUAAAAAGACGAAAGAGCAUGAUGAUUUUAAUGAGAGAUCGCGAUUACGUUUGAUAAAAAUCCUCAUACGCGUAUAUACAUACAUAUGUAUACAUAAGGACAGAGCGAAGCUCAAAACACUAGUCCUUAAUUUAAAACCAAAGUAAAAGAAAAGAAAGAAAGAAAGAAAAAAAAAAUAAAUAAAAAUGAACAUUGUGUAGCAUUUAAGAAGAAAUCUCCCCCCCCAAUUAACUUACAUACACACCUGUGUGUCUAUUACAGACAUAAUUAUAAUUAAUAAAUCAAUCAUUGUAAUUAGAUAAACGACUAACCGAUAAGCGAAUAGGUAACGAAAACAAGAUAAGAACACUCCUUUAAUAUGUAUUAUUUUGACGUAUUUUAGUUGAUUUUUCACUAUCCGAUUAAGAUUUUACCUAGGAAUUUUCGUCACAUGUUAGAUACGAUAAUUCUGCGUCUGUACAUUGUUUUUCUAUUGCAACAAUUAAAAGUGAUUGUCAACUUAUA